Messenger RNA from Leptomonas pyrrhocoris, 1368 nucleotides. RefSeq lists its product as hypothetical. Bases 1 to 1368 code for a protein of 455 amino acids. The record is from RefSeq and is a predicted model, not a curated record. NCBI's taxonomy places the organism in Eukaryota, Euglenozoa, Kinetoplastea, Trypanosomatida, Trypanosomatidae. The transcript has a single exon.
AUGCGCUCUCAAAAUGCAUCCUCGGAAGCCUGGCGUGAAACGUUAUGCGAACAUCCUGAUGGUCCAAAAAUGUUAAACGACACUCUUUCGCACCCAAGCGAUUGGUGUGAAGCAGGUGAAGUACACACUCAACGACGGGGCUUUCCGUCCGUUCGACCGUUGACUAUUUCAGCUGCUUCUGUUUCCGCAAGUCGCAGGAGUGAAGAUCGUUACAUUGAUCCAUCGCAUGGUAAAAGGUUUCUCGCCUCAGGAGUCUCGCCGCUGCGACGAAACGCCGCCUCAGUCGCUUCUUCAUGUCGAAGCGCGGGCUCUUUAGUUCCCUCCAGUUUGCGAUAUAUCGGCUUUACUCCCUCAAGAAGCUAUCCUCCUAUCGAAUGUGAAAGCAGUACUUCUGUCGCAACACAGCAACAGUUUCUUUCUCCGCAGCCCGUGCAACCUUCGACCCGCUUCAGGGUUCGGAGUCCGCGCCCUCAAGAAGUGUCGAACCAAACGCGUUUUACACCACUGCACCCCUUGUUGAAGCAAGCGCUUCUGCUGACUGCCACCGCCGAAGUGGAAGAGCGUUUGAUAGUGUACCAGGAGGAGAGCGAUGGCUUCGAUGACAUUGUGGCGCUGUUUAGCGUUGCAAAAGAGGUUGAGGCUGUCCGUGUUGCUGCAUUCGAUAUGUUUGAGUUCGAGGUGAAUGCUCGGCGCGCGCUUUAUACACAGCAAAGACGCGAGCGGCGUAUACUCUGGUACUGGUAUCUUGAAAGCUACCGCAACGCAGUGCUGUCACAGGAAGUGCGAGCCCUUCAACUUGGCGAUGGUCAAAUGGCUAUCAAGCAAGCGGAGUCGCUGCUCCGCUCAAGGAGCACUAGCUUGCAGCAAAGGUCACACGAUUUAUUUGAUCCUAAACUUGAGCAAAACAGUUCCUCACCGCCUCAAAGGAGCGUGCAUUCUGUCAACGUGGAAGGCGUUGCGCGUGCAAAGCCAUCUUCCCCAAAGCGCCAGCUCAGCUAUCCGGCAAACAGCAGUCUCAACAACAGAUCCACGCGUACGAGUCCCGAAGAAGACCUUCGUAGUUCCCAAACGUCAACCUCAUCUUCGCCCUCUGCAUCAUCCACUUCCUCACCAGCUCAGAGUGAGCGAAGUUUAUCGCGAACAACCGAAUCACUGGUUGCAGCAGGCGAGCCAAUGGCGUCGUCGGCGAGGGACAGCGACGUUGCAUUGGAGAGUAAACUCGACAAUCGUAUUGCGAGGCAGCAAUUACUGCUGGCUAGCGGCGGGACGACACACAACAAUCUCUCAACACCUCUUUUUCCAAGUCGAUUGCCACCAAAAACACCCCACAACACGACACGAUAUGCUAAUAGUGCUUUCAAAGUUUGA